UUAUUAACUACUUGAGAAAGAGACAGAAACACUCAGAAAACAAGAACCGCGAAAAAGCAUUUGCCGCCAAAACAACGUUAACCCUUUUUCCAGAUGAAUAGUUUCUGAUAUAAGUAAGAAGAUGCAUGCCACGGGUUCUAUUCUCGGGAGUACCUGCAUACAAAGACCAAUAUCUUCUCCGUUAUUAGUCCUCAACCUUUCUCAACGGGAGGGUAUUGAUUCAAGCCAACAAAAUGUAAGAAGUCAAGGAGGAUUCUCCACAGACUGGCGUGAGCAUCCUGAAAUGUGUUACUGGCGCCACUACAUUAGAAAUAUAAUAUAUGAAAUUUUACGCACCAGGGUUCAUCAUCAGCAAGCACAAGGGUCGUAUCUUACUGCAGAUAUUCUAGAAUUCGAGCUACUGAAGCAUGCUGCUUCAGAGGAGGAGUAUAUAAACGAAGAUACAUUGUUACGGAGAGUGCAAACUCAACUCAAUGAUAUGGGUAGGACAAAAGGCAGUCAACAAGUUGACAACUCUACCUCAUAUAAGACAGUGCCUUUACACUUUCCAGAUACUGGUAUGGAUGAGCUUUCUCACAUGAUUUCUCUGGGUAGAAGAAAUAUGGCAGCUACAACCAAUUCAAAUGGUUUCAGUUUCCCUCAGAAACAUGCAGAUGAAUUGGAUAUGGAUCUUAACAAUAAUGGAAGCUGUUGGGGAAGUGUCCAGAAAAAUGAACCUUGGGAUUGUCACUCUGCUGCAAUGGGGAAAUCCCUCCGAUCUGAAUCUUCAAAUUUGAUGUUCCCUCAACAUGUCUCAAGGGUAAAUUCAGAAGUUUACAAUCUUUUUCCUGGCUUGAACUCCAACUCAAUCCUUGGAGAUAUUAGGCAAUGUCAACCCCAGCCGAUGCAUUUACAACAAAGUUUUGAACAAUUUAUCCAGCCAAAUGAGCUUUGUGGUAAAUCUACUACUUUCCAGACUGGUUCAUCCUUUCUAGAUCGCGACGAAAAUUGCGAUCAAAUGUCAGGGAAGAAAGCACUGAAGCGGCCCUGGCUAGAUUCAUGCUGUGACUCUAAAGGGAUGCUGCGACCUGACAAAAUACUAAAAAUGAUGUCUGAUUUUGAUGUCUCUUCCAUUAAUGAUACAAUCUCUGAUCAAUGUACUACCAAGACGUCUCAACCUUAUUCUUCAGAAGAAGCACUUCCAGAAUUGCAGCAACAGCGAGAAACUUCCAUUUCUUCUAUGUAUUCUGAUGUUGCAAAUUGCCAUGUGGAACGUUUUGCAUAUCCACGGCCUGAUUCUAUGAGCAUAUGUGGUCAAAUACUAGAGGAGUCAGACCUCAGAAGCCAUGAUCCAAGAGAUAGCAGCAACUUAAUGGAAACUGACAAUAGAUUGAAUUCUAGUAUGCAUACUCUCUGGUGUGAUCCUAUUGCUGCUGAUAUAGAGGACAUACGUGGCAAAACUGGAGUUUCGGAGCAAUCGGAAAAUCCUAUGCAUGAUUCAAUGCCAAUCAGUGAGACGGUGAACAAUGUGAUUGAUGAAAUGCUUCCGCAGACUUUUAAGAGUGAUACAAUUCAUUAUAAAGUCUUAGAAGCUGGUCAUAUGUCGGAGGAGCCAGAGCCCACAAUUGAUUCUAUGGGCAUUGACGAUACGUUUGGGAAGGCUUUCAAGAGUGGAACGGUUCACCCUAAAGGCUUAGAAGAUUGUCAUAUAUCAGAGGACUCAGACCACGAAAACCAUGUUCCCACCAACAGCAAUAACUCGAAGGAUACUAAAGUUAGUUUGAGUUCCAGUAUGCGUUCCCUCAGCCAUGUUCACAUUGCUGCAGAUGUAGAGGACUCAGACCCCGAAAACCAUGUUCCCGCAAACGGCAAUAACUCGAAGGAUACUGAAAUUAAUUUGAGUCCCGGUAUGUGUUCCCUCAGCGAUGUUCAUAUUGCUGCAGCUGUAGAGGACAUAAGUGGAAGAAUUGGAUUCAACCUGGCUCGGAUAAAUGCUGAAAAUAAAGUCAGUGAGGAAAAAGUUGAUGAAAAGAAGGAAACCAAGUUCUCAAAAAUGACAGCUAAUAUUGUUUCCUUAACUGAUUUUUUCACAAGUAAUCAAAUCAGAGAACACAUUAGAAGUCUGAGAAAGCAGCCUGUCCAGAGUAUGCCUGGGGAAGAAGCGGGAAUUGUUGUUAGUACAUGCCAAUUAUGUGCAAUGCAAAAGCUCUAUUAUGCACCAGUGCCAAUUUAUUGCUCAUGUUGCAAUAAGCCGAUUAAGCUAAACACAGACUACUACCAUAAAAAAGCAGAAGAAUCUGAUUCACAAAAUUUCUUUUGCACUGUGUGUUAUAAGAAGUCUCGAGGUGAGCACAUCACAUUCAACGCAAUAUCUGUUCAGAAGGAACUUCUUGAUAGAAAGACUAAUGAUGAAGUAUUUGAAGAAGGGUGGGUUGAAUGUAAAAAAUGCGAAAGAUGGCAACAUCAAAUAUGCGCACUCUUUAACGGAAAGAGAGAUCUGGUCAUCUGUGCUGACUAUAUAUGUCUUAUAUGCCGCUUGAAGGAAAUUGAAGAAGGAAUUCAUAUAUCCUUACCAAAGACAGCUAUUUUCGGUGCCAAGGACUUGCCAAGAACCAUGCUUGGUGACCACAUAGAGAAAAGACUUUUUAAGUGUCUCAUGCAAGAGAGAGUAGACAGGGCAAAAGUCGAAGGGAAUAAGAAUCUUGAUGAGGUUUUACCAGCAGACAGUCUUUCUGUUAAAGUAGUGUUAUCUGCUGACAAACAAUUGGAAGUGAAGAAGCAGUUUCUAAACAUCUUUCCGGAGAAAAAUUACCCUGCUGAGUUCCCUUAUACAUCAAAAGUUAUUCUUCUGUUUCAGCAGAUUGACGGAGCAGAUGUUUGCCUUUUUGCAAUGUAUGUCCAGGAGUUUGGCUCAGAAUGUGGCAAUCCCAAUAAGCGUUGUGUAUAUAUUUCAUAUCUUGAUUCUGUCAAGUAUUUUAGGCCUGAAAGAGAGACUAUAAGGGGAGAAGCUCUUCGCACCCUCGUUUACCAUGAGAUAUUGAUUGGAUACCUUGAUUUUUGCAAGAAGCGAGGUUUCACAACAUGCUAUAUAUGGGCCUGUCCUCCUACAAAGGGGGAAGAUUACAUACUGUAUUGCCAUCCUGACACUCAGAAGACCCCGAAGAAUGAUAAACUACGGCACUGGUAUCUUUCAAUGCUAAGGAAGGCUGCUGAAGAAAAUAUUGUUCUUGGUUUAAGUAACAUAUAUGAUCAUUUCUUUGUUCCUACUGGGAAAUGGGACUCCAAGGUGACAGCUUCCCGUUUGCCAUACUUUGAUGGAGACUACUGGUCUAGUCGUGCUAUGGGUCUAGCCGGCGACAUUGAUAAAGACAGUGGGUAUGAAAAGACAUUGAAGAAACUUGUGAAAAACAAAAGAGCUUUAAAGGCCUUGGGGCAUGUUAACCCUUCAAUAGACACUGCCAAAGACAUUCUAGUGAUGCAGAGGCUGGGCAAAGAAAUUCUGCCAUACAAGGAAGACUUCAUCAUAGUUCACCUUCAGCAUACAUGCGUGCACUGCCAGGAAGUGAUAGUUUCUGGGAAGCGGUGGUUUUGCACUGAAUGCAAGAAAUUUCAAGAGUGUGAAAGAUGCCAUACUGCUGACUCACACACUUCAACUAGUGGCGAGAAACAUACACUCUGUCAGGUCCUCGUGGAAGAUGUCCCUUUAGAUACUAAAGAGAAUGAUAUCAUUCUUGACAAUCAAUUAUUUGAGAAUAGGCAUAACUUCCUGAGCUUCUGCCAGAAGAAUCUGCUACAGUUUGACACGCUCCGCCGCGCGAAGCACUCUACAAUGAUGAUCCUCUAUCACCUAAAGUAUUCCUCAAUAUGUAGUAUUUGCGGCUGUGAACGCAACGAAUUUCAACAUAGCUGUAGAUGUGAGUGUUGUCCUGAUAUCUCUGCAUGCAAGGAGAGAGGUGCUGAAUGCCAUGCACAUGAGUUGAGUCAAACUCAUUCAACAUCACUAUCUACCUCAGGGAAUGAAGAGUCAAAGCUGAAAUCAACAUGCCAUGAACAGAAGUUGAGUCAAACUCAUUCAAAAUCACUAUCUGUCUCAGGGAAGGAAGAGUCAAAGCUGAAAUCAACAGGCCAAGAACACAAGUUGAGUCAAACUUCAACAUCACUAUCUGUUUCAGCUGGGAAUGGAGAGCCAAAGAAGAAAUCAACACUCGCUCCCACGCAGGUGAAGAAACUGCUAGAAGUUCUGCAGCAUGCAUCUCAAUGCAAUAACUCAAACGAAACACAGCCAUGCCCUUAUACAUACUGUCUGAAAAUGAAAAUGCUGUUAUCUCAUGCCAGAGAGUGCAUUACUCGUGCUUCGGGGCGCUGUCGACCUUGUUACAAGGCAUUGAUGUUACUAGAUGCUCACUCGAAGACAUGUGAAGUCUCAGAAUGUCCCAUCCCAUGUUGCAUGAAUCUGAAGAAGCGUCGAGAAUCUCGAGAUAGAGCUGCUGUUGUGAAAAGCAAACAGAGAACUUUCUGAUCCUUGAAAUCUAUGUGUAUAUAUUAAAGGAUUUGAGUCUUUCAAAGUAUGAAAAGUAAUGAGAAAAAUCUCAACCUCACAUUGGAAAGAAAAAGAAAUCUCGAUCAACAAUGUAAGAUCCAUUGCUUUACAUACAUGUACAGGCAUAAUAAACUACAAGAAAGUGUACAAAAACUAGUUAUCAUAUCAUAUACUAUAAAAACUAUGAACUAAUU
Molecule: messenger RNA, 4713 nt
Organism: Lotus japonicus
Lineage: Eukaryota; Viridiplantae; Streptophyta; Magnoliopsida; Fabales; Fabaceae
Product: histone acetyltransferase HAC12-like
Exons: 15
Coding region: 122-4498 (1458 amino acids)
Biological process (GO): positive regulation of transcription by RNA polymerase II
Cellular component (GO): histone acetyltransferase complex; transcription regulator complex
Molecular function (GO): transcription coactivator activity; chromatin DNA binding; histone acetyltransferase activity
Source: RefSeq, a predicted model, not a curated record